AUUGUCUGUUAGAAGAAAAAAGAGAUGUCUUCAUUUUUAAAACCAGUACCAACCUCAUCACCACCAAAAUCGAGAAAUACAAUAUCUCCAAAUACAUAAUCCAAAAGUCCCCAUUACACUGAGUUACAAUAAGGAUCUACAUUACAAAAAUCACAAUAGAGUCUGAGGAAUUCCCAUUACACAAGCAAGUUUGAGAAGAGCAUUGAUAUGGAUAUGAAACAAAGCAAUACCUUUAUAAAUCCAGAAUUUGAGAUUAAGAAAUUGAUGAAUUUGGUAGAAUUGCAAUAACACGAAAUCAACAACUGGAAACGUCGAUAUGAAUAAGCAGAAGCAAGAUGUAUUUCGACUAAUCAGACUUAAACAAUGCUAGAAUAUGAGAAACAUUUGGACUAAUUAACUAAGGAAUUGAAGAAUUCUAUAUAAUAGAAUGAUGAGCUCAAUAGUAAAUUGAGAGAAAAGGAUACGCAAUUGAGUCGUUUGAAUAAAUAAAUAGAUGUAUAGAAACAAUAACUGAAUGAUUUCUCAUCUGAAUUAAAGUAUCUAUAACACGAAAAACUGAAUAUGGAUAAGGAUGCUUCUAUGCAAUUAUUUCAAAAGGAUUAGAAAUAUAAUUAAAAUUUAUAAGAGAUCCAAUAAGCACAUUUAGAACAAUUACAAUUAAUGGAUGAUCAAAUUUAGAAAUUAUAAGAUGAAUUGGUGAGAAGAAAUCAGGCCAUUGAGUUUUAGAAAUAAGAGAUUGUAUAAUUGGAUAAAAUAGUAAAUGAGAUGAAGGUAGGAGAAAAGAAUUUAAUGCAGCAAUUGGAAGCUCUAAAAGUGAAGUAUUAGGAUCUUUAAGAGGAAAAGAAAAGAGAAGUUAAUAAACUCAUAUAAUAAAAUGAAUAAUAAGUUAAAUCAUAAGAGAAGGAGUUUCUAGAUGAAAAGGAGUGUUUAGUGCAUAGGAUUAGUUAACUUUAAUAUGAGAAUAAUAUUUUGAAUCAAUAAAUACUAGAAUAGCAGAAUUUAAUUUAAGGCUUACAAGAUGAGAUAUAAUCACAAGUGGAAUAGAAUUGCAAUUUACAAGAGCAGAAUUAGUUGUGUUCCUAAGAUUUAGAUCAGAAAUAUAGAAAAUCAGUUUCGGAAAUAAAGAUGGAAUAUUAAUAAUAGAUUAAUAAAUUGUUGUAAGAGAUUUAAAAAGUGAAUUAACAAUUGGAUUAAACUUAAAAAUAAUUACAAGAAAAUUAGUAAUUGAAUUAAGAAUUGUAAAUUUCACUAGAAAACUUGAAUUAGCAUAAUUAAACUACAACAUCUUAACUAAAAUAAGUAUAGAAUGAAUAUGAUUCGUUGCAAUUACAAUAUGAGAAUGAUAUUCAAGAGCAAAAUUAAGAGAUUGAACAACUAAAUGAUUAAGUUAAUCAAUUGACUGAACUAUUAGAAUAGAGAUCAAAUGAAUAUGAUGAAUGA
This is a messenger RNA of Paramecium tetraurelia, 1440 nucleotides long. RefSeq lists its product as uncharacterized. NCBI's taxonomy places the organism in Eukaryota, Ciliophora, Oligohymenophorea, Peniculida, Parameciidae. The transcript is spliced from 4 exons. The record is from RefSeq and is a predicted model, not a curated record.